GAAAAUUCUCAGCCGCGUCGCCGUCUUUUUUCACCUUGUCGUAAAAUAUUGAAACAUUCUUUUUGUUUCAUCCAUUUACUGUACUCUUAUUAAGAACUCCAUUCCGACCAUGAUCACUCGUCCCCACCAUAAUCUACGGUCGACUCAUGGAUGCGCUUCUUAUCCAUAAUUCUCUAAUAUUCUUUCUCAUGAUGCUCUGAAAAAAAAAGAAAGGAAUUCUGACCAUUUGAUCCUCAUACUUGGAUAUGCCUUUCGUUUUAAGGUGCCCCCUAAUGAAUAGCAUUACCUAGUAUUUUCUCACCUCACCAACCUUAUUGUCUCGCCGGUCCACUCAACUCGUCAGCGAGGUUCAUAAAACUCAUUUUGCCUUAUUAUUCAGUUAUUCAUUCACUUGCGGUCAGUGUUGUUUCUAUCUAGUAAUUGAACGGCUUGUAUUAUCUAUCUAAUAGGCAGCCGGGAAUAACUACCUGCUGGAUUACGAUAUUCUUGCUAUUAUUAUUCGUCCUCAUCGUCGUCGUCCUCCUCCUCCCCUUAUUCUCAUUUUUAUUCUUGUGAGGUGUAUAAUUAUUCCUGGAGCCUAAGGUUUUGGAUUUGAAUUUAAGGGUGCUAGAAAGAGAAAAUUAAAAGAUAGACGCCUAAGGCUCACGGAGAGGUAAAAAGAGAAAAAAAAGGGAAAAAAAUCAAUGUGAAGGAAGGUGCGGGAGUUUGAGAAGAGGAAACAAUGGCGGGACACAAAAUUUCAGGUUACGCUGCGAGCCUCUGGCAGGCACUGUUUGCGUCUUUCAUCCAACUCUUAUCCCGCGUCUCCCAUUAUUUCACCACGACAACGGAUUCAACUCAGAAGCCUCCGCCACCUCAACAGUCACCCACUUCCACUUCUCCCACCAUUAAAAAUUUUGACUCACCACAACCUUCUUUAUGUACCCCAUCUCCCCAAAACCAUCCAUCUUCACCACAACAACCCCCGCCCAACUCUUUCAUAGACCUCGAACAAGGGUUAGACUCUUCAUCUAAGGAACUUAAUAUGGCGCCGUCUAAGAAGCGCGGUGGUCAGAAGAGAGGUGGUCAAAAAGGCAGCGGUCCUAAACCUGUCGACCCUGCUUCUCCUUCGGUCGGCCCGUCAUCAAACGGCACUACCUCGAAUUCUACCACUAAUAACAACUCCCCUGCGCCGCUCCCGGCUUCCCAAAUGUCUGGUCCGGCCGGUGUUACUCCUGUUGCGAAUCAAGGUGACACUAAAGCCACCAUUCGUCAGACUAACAGUCAAAAGCCAGCCGAGUCUCUACAGCCCUCUUGGAGCCGUGGUUCUUUGCCCUCCAAAAAACCUACUGAUGAUAGAAAGGAGAACGAUACUCCUCGCAUCGCUGCUCACAGCACAUUUCAGAGCCAGUCGCCAGCCCUGAAGCCCCUCGUGGCGGAUAAUCAGACUCAGGUUCAUCACACGGGUACCCGCAGCCAGUCCGCCACCUCGGCAUUCACUUCUUCUGGCAAGAUGGAGGUUGCCGAGAACUUGAUCACCAAUGUGCAGGUCAAAGAGCUCAGUACAAGUGUCGACCGUCUUACUCUUGACGACACCAAUGCAACCCAACAGCAAGCCCAAUCAGAACUUGACCCUCCUGCCGCUGCUAUCAAGUCAUCGGCCACACCAACGCUUACCGUUGUCCCUCUUCCCUUCAGCAGCGGACCGGUCGAGCCUAAGCCUGACCCACUUACUCAGAAUCUACCUGGGUUGAUCGAGCCUACUACCGAAGAAGGACGAGCUGAGCGAGAGUACAAUCUUAAGUUCAUGCGAGAGGCACUCGCUAUGGGUGAUCUAGCUCUAAACACCAAUGAGACGCCAGUUGGUUGUGUCCUAGUCUAUCAUGGCAAAAUCGUUGCCAAGGGAAUGAAUGCGACUAAUAUCACUCGGAACGGUACUCGCCAUGCGGAGCUUAUGGCCUUGUCCGCUUUGCUCUCCCAACGAGAGCCCGGAGAUGUCGAGGAAGUUAACAACCACUUAGCCCUGGAUGAUGCCAGUUGGGGAGAUGUGGACCCAAAAGAUGGUCACAUCUAUCCUUACGGCCAGAAGCUUCAUCCCGCCCCUGUGGUUGCUCGCUCUAUCUUGUCGGAGUGCGUCCUUUACGUUACGGUUGAACCUUGUGUCAUGUGUGCUUCUCUUCUUCGGCAAAUGGGCAUCAAGAAGGUUUAUUUCGGUGCCGUUAACGAUAAAUUUGGUGGCACUGGAGGCGUUUUCAAGAUUCAUAUGAACUCCAAACCCGUGCCCAAGCCCGUGGAUCGUCCUUAUCAGAAUGGAUACGGUCCCCCGGACGUUGAUCGCAUCGUCAAGGGUAGAUCUACCCCCGUUCCCCGCGAUGAAGAUGAUGGUGAUGGUGGUAAUGUGGAGCGUGGUUACUUCGUUGAGGGUGGAUAUCUCCGCGACGAAGCAGUCUCACUCCUUCGUCGAUUCUACGUCCAGGAGAAUGGCCGAGCCCCACAGCCUCGAAAGAAGGAAGGAAGAGCUGCUCGUCUAUUUGCUAUGGAGAACCAGGUUAAGAAUGGCGCUAGUGGCACUGAGCUUUCGGACGGUUCUAUGCAGCCCGAUGUUCCCAUGAGCCCCGAAACGCCAGUCGAUAAAGAAGUGACCAUGGAGCCCGAGGUACAAGUUGACGAAGGCAAGAACCCUGCUAUUCGUAACGACACUUCAUUCUAUUGACCAAUGGUUCAUCACCAUCGAUCAUCAAAUUACGCAUGACCAUAAUGAUUACGAUGCCGACAAUGUAAUAUUACGACGAUAGACUUGCAUCAGAUUCCCACACACGCAUUGCAUGGAUGGCAAAGCCCACCCCGGAGUUACUGGUUCCUGCUUUCUUCAUCCACGGAAGGGAAAAAAUUACCACAGGAUCGAUUAGGCAGCAUAUUAUUAGGGGGGCAGGCAGGCAGGGGAGGUUCAUAGCUAAUAGCUGACCUUGCCCUGGCACGGGUGUUUUCUAAAAGUUGCUCGGCAUAUGAGGUACUCCUUAUUAGAUAGCCAUCACGGGCUAUCUCCCCUAACCGCGAAACUGUAUUACUAGUAUUACUACAGAGUCACGAGAAUGGGCUACUAGGCUCUCGUUGAUGCUCAACUAGAGUAAAUAAAUCGUGUCACUUUUUAA
Molecule: messenger RNA, 3131 nt
Organism: Hypoxylon fragiforme
Lineage: Eukaryota; Fungi; Ascomycota; Sordariomycetes; Xylariales; Hypoxylaceae
Product: cytidine deaminase-like protein
Exons: 3
Coding region: 722-2692 (656 amino acids)
Biological process (GO): tRNA wobble adenosine to inosine editing
Cellular component (GO): nucleus; cytoplasm
Molecular function (GO): tRNA-specific adenosine-34 deaminase activity
Source: RefSeq, a predicted model, not a curated record